Messenger RNA from Mesocestoides corti, 624 nucleotides. NCBI's taxonomy places the organism in Eukaryota, Metazoa, Platyhelminthes, Cestoda, Cyclophyllidea, Mesocestoididae. The record is from the annotation of a GenBank genome assembly.
AUGCUGAGCACUGAAGUGAUCACUCCAGUCAUCGAUGUGUGCGUGAUGUUGAUUAUGCUGCCGUACAUUGAGUGGGUAAUGCUGGGCAUUGCAGCAGUGUACGGAAUGCGGAUUGUCGCAUUUUGCGUAACUCAGGUGGCGAAACAUGUCGACGAGAUGCCUGUGUCUUCUGAAACCUCCGGCACGUCCGAAUCUGCAAUUGAGGAGGAGGCCGUGAACAACGAGAGCUUUGCCCAAGAGGAGGAGGAUAGAGAUAGCAAGGAGGCAGGUGUUCUCGAGAGACCUCUGUUCUCCACUCCUGAAAUUCUAGUCAUGCCUCCUUCUAUUGAUGUGUUUGCGUGUGCAUCACCACUUCCGCGUGAAGCACAUGAAGCCAGCCUCCGUGAUCACGGUUGCACCAAGUCUCUGUCCGCCGCUGAACGCAUCGGAUACAAAUUCGAGGUGAAUGAAAUUGUGCACUCACAAUUGGACAGAGACGCGACAGGCAACGACACCAUUGGCGCUAAUUGGUCAGUGGGACGUCGUGAUCGACGACGUGGUGAUGGUGACAAGGAAUUCAAUUCCAACAACGAAAUGCCAUGUCGUGGAUUGCUUGCCAGUGAGUUUGUUCAUACAAUGGAGUAG